AUGGAGCAACCCUAUUGCUUGGUUUCACCUUCAUCAUCGUCAUCGAGUUACUGCUCUCAGAAAGGUCCUAUCUUUCCCUUCUUCCUCUUCUUGUCCUUGUUCUUCUUCUUGUCAGUGGGUUUGGCUCGAGCAGGGGAUGCAGAAGCUCUGUUAAGCCUGAAAUCAACAAUCGAUCCUCAGAACUCGUUGCCAUGGCGGCAAGGAAGCAAUGUGUGCGAGUGGAAAGGCGUGAAGGACUGCAUGAAAGGAAGGGUGACAAAGCUGGUCUUGGAGUAUUUAAACUUGACAGGGGUUCUGGACCACAAGAUCUUGAACCGGCUGGACCAACUCCGAGUCCUGAGCUUCAAGGGCAACUCUCUUUCGGGCCAAAUCCCAGACCUCUCGGGCCUCGUCAAUCUCAAAUCCAUCUUCUUAAACGACAACAACUUCUCCGGCGUUUUCCCCGCUUCCAUUGCGGACCUGCACCGCCUGAAAGUUGUGGUUCUCGCCGGAAAUCAAAUCUCCGGUCCAAUCCCAAUGUCUCUGCUGAAGCUCCGUCGUCUCUACGCUCUGUACUUGCAAGACAACCAGUUCACUGGUCCGAUACCCCCGCUCAACCAAACCUCUCUCCGAUUCUUCAACGUCUCUAAUAACCAACUCUCCGGAGAAAUUCCGAUGACCCCACCUCUGAUUCAGUUCAAUGCUUCGUCGUUUUUGGGCAACAUCAAUGUCUGCGGCGUGCAGAUUGACAAACAAUGUGGGGGCACUGUUGGGUUUCCACCGUCGAUGAGCCCAAGCGAUCAACCAAGCCCAGCGUCAAAAUCAAAGCGUGGCAAAUUGAUAAAGAUAGUCGCAGGAAGCGUAGGUGGGCUCGUGGUGGUCGUAAUCUGCUUGGUUCUGGUGUGGAUGGUGUGCAGGUGGAGUCGCGGUCGUCGUCUUGGUCGUGGUGGGGAGGCCACCAGGAGCAAAGCCGGGGUAGCUGAGCUGGCAGCAGAGAGAGGAUCAGGGGAGGGGCCCACAGGAGGACCAGGUGGUGGUGGUGGUGGCAGGGGAGGUAAUAAUGGUGGGAAACAAGGGGGGUUUUCUUGGGAAGGCGAAGGUCUAGGGAGUUUGGUGUUCUGCGGUCCAGGGGAUCAGCAGAUGAGUUACAGCCUAGAGGAUUUGCUCAAGGCUUCUGCUGAGACACUGGGUAGGGGUACGAUGGGCAGCACGUACAAGGCCGUGAUGGAGUCGGGGUUUAUCGUGACGGUCAAGAGGCUCAAGGAUGCCAGGUUCCCAAGGCUUGAUGAGUUUAGGAGACACAUGGACUUGCUUGGUAAGCUCAGACACCCUCACUUGGUCCCACUCAGAGCCUAUUUCCAGGCUAAGGAGGAACGCUUGCUCGUAUACGAUUAUUUCCCCAAUGGCAGCCUCUUUUCACUUAUUCAUGGUUCAAGAACUUCAGGAGGUGGGAAGCCUCUUCACUGGACAUCAUGUCUUAAAAUAGCUGAGGACUUAGCAAGUGGUGUGCUUUAUAUCCACCAGAACCCUGGCUUAACUCAUGGAAACUUGAAAUCCUCAAAUGUCUUGUUAGGUUCUGAUUUUGAAUCCUGCUUGACGGAUUAUGGUCUCACUUUAUUCCGAGAUCCUGAUUCGCUUGAAGAACCUAGUGCAACUACUCUGUUUUAUAGAGCCCCUGAAUGCCGUGACCUCCGAAAACCAACAACCCAACAAGCUGAUGUAUACAGCUUUGGUGUCCUCCUCUUGGAGCUCCUAACUGGGAAGACUCCCUUCCAAGACCUUGUUCAGGAACAUGGUUCGGACAUCCCUAUAUGGGUGCGUUCAGUGCGCGAAGAAGAGACGGAGUCAGGGGAUGACCCUGCCUCGGGCAACGAGGCAUCAGAGGAAAAACUUCAGGCACUUCUUAAUAUUGCAAUGGCUUGUGUUUCAAUUGCAGCAGAGAACCGACCUACAAUGAGGGAGGUUCUAAGGAUGAUAAGAGAUGCAAGGGCAGAGCCUCAAGUGUCUUCCAACAGCAGUGAUCACUCACCAGGGAGAUGGUCAGAUACUGUUCAGAGCUUGCCGAGGGAAGAACACUUGAGCAUUUGA
Prunus armeniaca (apricot) is the source of this 2067-nucleotide messenger RNA. The record is from the annotation of a GenBank genome assembly. Lineage: Eukaryota; Viridiplantae; Streptophyta; Magnoliopsida; Rosales; Rosaceae.